Molecule: messenger RNA, 4929 nt
Organism: Varroa destructor (honeybee mite)
Lineage: Eukaryota; Metazoa; Arthropoda; Arachnida; Mesostigmata; Varroidae
Gene: rin
Product: ras GTPase-activating protein-binding protein 2
Cellular component (GO): ribonucleoprotein complex; cytosol
Molecular function (GO): mRNA binding
Source: RefSeq, a predicted model, not a curated record
UUCUAAAGAAGCUUCUAUUAGAAUCGACUGCUUCUACGAAGUUGUGUAAUAAGGUUCCCAUUACAAGGACAUUAUGGCUGUUAUUUUCAUAGCGAAGUCCUUGUGCAUAAGAUUGUUUAAAUAAAGAACACAGAUGACUAAAACAAUUAGCUACAUUCCAGUAGCGCCACAGUUUUAUGAGGACCAUGGCAGGUUUAAUCCUUGAAAAAAAAUUUGUCGCGUUCUAUAAAAAUUUACUGCGUUUGAUGAAGAUAAUUGUAAUGGGUUUGUUUUUAACCUGUUAUGUCAGUUUGCAAUGAUCAGUGUUGUUUGUGGUUGGACCCAGUAUUAGCCCAGGUCCAUCUGUGUCUGAUCGAGUCCAGUCCCGAAGUAUCCGAAGUACCCCUUGGCAGCUGAUUGUCGUGCUUAUAACCGUAAUGGUGAUGGACGGAGGCAGCGUGGUGGCGCAACAACCAGCGACGCCCACGGCCACAAUGAGUACCACCCCGCAGCAACAGCAACAACAAUCUGGACAAGGGCAAACACAACAACAGGGCCAGGGAAACCAGACUGGAGGUGGAACAUUAGAGGGGGCCCCAAACGCCACGCGCGUAGCUCGUGAGUUUGUGCGGCAGUACUACACUAUUCUACACGAAUCUCCAGUACAUCUUCACAGGUUCUACAAUGACGACAGCGAUUUCAUUCAUGGAGGCCUCGACUCGUCCUGUGGUCCAGGUGCAGCGACGGGUGUUCGUGGUCAGCAGGAAAUCCAUCGCACCAUUCUAGCACUUAAUUUCCACGAUUGCUAUGCUAAAAUAGCUUACGUAGACGCCCAGGAAUCAACGAAUAAGUCGGUAGUGGUCCAAGUCGCAGGCGAGCUUUCCAAUCGGGGUAGUCCGAUGCGUCGUUUCUUGCAGACCUUCGUUCUUGUACCCCUGUCGGCUCGCAAAUACUACGUACGGAACGACAUCUUUCGCUACCAGGACGAAAUCUAUACGGAGGAUAUUGCGGAUGAAGACGAGCUGAAUGCGAAUGAAGCAACAGCAUCUUCCGCGUCAGGCAGUCAGCAUCAUCAUGGAGGUACUUUGGCCAAUGGCGGGGGCGAUCAUGGACAUCACGGUCACCCUUCGCCUGUAAAUGGCACACCUGAAACCUCGAUGUCUAGUGUAAGUGCUCCACAAACAGAGAAAAUUUAUCACAGUCAGUCACCGCCCGACCAGGGAGCGCGUAAGGACGAAUCGCGUGAGGAAUCUGUUACCAGCAGCAACAAUAACAAUAUUAACAAUAACCAAUGGGAAGGUACGACUGGUCAGGGACAGCAGCAGGUUGCGCCAGCAAAACAACAACCACAGACAGCAGCCACCAGCGCGCAGAGCUCUCAGUCAUCUACAACAGCAUCCGGAACAGGAAAUAUGUCAGAGAAUUCUACUGCUGCUGCAGUAGCAACGUCACCUGAUGCGUUGCCAGCCGCCGUUUCCGUGUCCACUCCUCCCGUAAGCACGGCACCCCGUAGUUGGAGUCAGAUGGUGCAAGUCAAGCCUGCCGCCGAUCCUACACCUGUUAUAACUGGUCAGCAUCAACAAGCUACUUUUGGGCCCCCUGCCAAUAAUACCAGCACCAAUCAACCUAGUAAUACAUUUGGGGGAUCCUCUCCCCAAUCUGGUGCUGUGUCAGGCGGCAUGCCACAAAGGCCUCAACAUAAUCGCCAAGGCGGUCCUGGGGGACCGCGUACAAACGGUAUGGGCGGAGUAGGUCCUGUGAAAAAGGACGUUGGUUCAGCGUCACCCCGUGAAGACAGUACACCGGUUCCGACGUCAGCAGUUCCUGGAGGUAAUGAUACCAAGAACAUUUAUAACGUGCCGGAUAAUCAACAGCUCUUUGUAGGAAAUAUUCCAACAACAGCUACGGAACAGGAUCUACAGGAUUUAUUCAAACAAUUCGGCAACGUCAUUGGAUUCCGGCUUCAGAAUUCAAAGAAUAGCUCAUCUGGAGGAGUCACAGGUGGAAAAGGCUCACUGCCCAAUUUCGGUUUUGUUUUGUUCGAUUCCGCCGAACCUGUUCGGAAGUUGCUGCGCGAGGGUCCCAAGACGCAACUACUUACACUUCCAGGCAAGCCUCCGGCUGUGCUUAACGUGGAGCAGAAAAAACCUCGUGCAGGAGCAAAGGGCUCUCGUGGUCCAGGUGGGGCAUCUGUCAGUGGAAGGCCGCCGAUGACUAACGGUGGUGGAAGUGGUGGUCGCCGAGAGUACAGUACCGGUGGGGACAGGAGGCCGCCCCGCAGUGGAAUGGGAGGCCGAGGACAAAGUGGCAGCGGGCAUGACGGGCAAGUUGGACCCACCCAACACUGAACCAGAUUUUAUAGCCCGCUUAACAUUGGGUCUCAUCCACUUAUACACCUCAACCUAGUUGACGCAAUUAUCCGUCGGCCCCAAGAUUCACGAAGUGCUAAAUUUAUUGCGCUUCGCUUCAAAACGCUUACUCCUUUCUUAUAUCCUGUCGCAUUGAAUGCUCAUCUAUCAGCUCCUCCACAUAUUUGCAAUGCGAAUGGGGUCAGUAAGCGAAUAGAGAUCAGAGAUAAGAGACCUAUAAGCAGGUAAAUUUCAACGUGUAAGUGGUAACUAUAUACAUGUAUGUAGUACGAAAUUACAGAGAAUUUAAGCUAUAAGAAGGUGAAUGAUACAUCAAUAGUAAAAUGCUGCAACAUUUUUAAUCGGAUUAAUCACUGAAGGAAAGAAAUCAGUAGAUCAUGAAUACAUCUCAAUUUCAAUCAAUCGAUAUAUAUAUAUAUAUAUAUAUAUAUAUAUAUAUAUAGAUAGAUAGAUAGAUAUAGAUAGACUAUAUAUAGAUAGACUGUAUCUUUCAAUUUUAAAUAUACAAUUCCACCUUCCCCAUUGAAGUCCCCCGCCAUUCACUCACGUUCUUGAAUGUUAUGCAGGGUUUGCUUUUUCGAAAAGCAUGAUCUAGUUAAUGCUGAGCUUAUUCGUCACCUUUACAUUUUAGCAGAUGGUAUAUCCUUCUCCAAUUAUUAACGUGGUUACUCCCCCCCCCCAACCACCAGAUCCCCGAAAAAUACAUGACGGCUUAUACCAACGUAACCGUAUCAAUAACCAUUUAUUGACUAAUGCCUUUAUUAGUUGAUUUAGGCGCCUGAACAGAUUCAGAUUAAGCUUUGGUAAAAAUGCAAGCAAGCUUUAUUGCAUAGCAUUCGUAAUUAUAGUCUACCGUAGGCUAGUAAAUAUAAAUAGUAGUAGUUAGCAUUUGCCGUUCGUCCUUCUAUUUCGCCUAUCGUGUUUUGCGGGGAGAAUUUUCCGUCUAGCGGUGGCGACGUGUUCUACCUCAUAAAUAGAAAGCUGCUAACUCAAGCGAGGUAACUGCUCACAAGUAUGUUACACAUACAAAGCUUUAGCGAAAAUGAAAGCAUGCUUUAUUGCAUAACAUUCGUCAUCAUAGUUUAUCUCAUGAUAUGGAUAUGUAAUAUCGUGGUGAGCAGUUACCUCACUUGAGUUAGCAGCCUUUUAUUUAUGCAGUAAAACACGCGAUCGCCGUUAGACGGAAAAUUCUCUUUGCAUAACUCAAUAGACGAAAUAAAAGGACUAACGACACAUGCUUACUAUUAAUAUUAAAUAGCCUACGGUAGACUAUAAUUACGAAUACCAUAUGGUAGAGCUUGCUUGUAUGGCUGCAGCUCUUAACUCAAAAUAAGUUACUACGAAUCUGUGGAAGUAUCUAAAUUACCUAAUGAAAUUAGUUAAAAUUGAUUACGGUUACGGUGGUAUAAGCCGUCAGGUAUGUGCUUUUCGUGGAUUUGGUGGUUAAUGGGUGAUCACGUUGAUAAUCUGCGCAGGAUUUGGUGAAAUGUAAAGCUAAGGAAUAAUCUGAUGUUUUCAAUAACAUUCAAAAAUUGCAUAACAUUCAAAAACGUGAAUGACUUAAAUGAUGAGGAUUAAAUCGGAUAUUUAGGACUGAGCGGUGCAGUCUAUCAAGGAUUGUUAUAAAUCAAUAUGAUUUUUACCUGGUUGUACGUCUUUCACCUCUUACCUCUAUUCGCUCAUCGAGCACAUUCGCAUUGUAAAUAGGUAAAGGAGUUGAUGGGAGGGCAUCCAAUGCGACAAGAUAUAAAAAAAGAGCGUUUGCCAUGGCUUAGGGAGAAUUAAUAAUCACAAAACUUUGUUGCUGCUGGUUCGAUCAAUUAUGAUUCGUUCCGCUCUGGCAGUCUGACGUAGUUACGAGAUUUUAAGGGAGCGUUUGCCGAACAACCACACAGCAACGAUAAUAGCAACAACAUCGGGGGCCUAUGUCUCCUUUGUUCUUGACGGUUCAUUAUAAUCGACGACAGCCGGCUUAUCGCGGCUGCAAAAGGAGCGGUUGUCAAAAGAAUUGACACCAAUCUAGCCUGGUCGCACUAAUCACAAAGGCGAUUAAAAAACACUAUGUACAUAUAUUAUAAAAAUAUACAAACAAAAAUGAAUGCCGAGUACGAGGAACACCAGGAGAAUGAUGACAAAUAAUGCAUAACUAACAAAAACCUUAUUACCACCAACUACUAGAACAAGAAAACGUCUACAAAUGUAAUACAAGAAGCUUUUAGAAGGUCUCGCAGUGCUGUAUCGAUGGGCGGUGAUAUUUGUAAGUCAGCGGCCCUGACAAGGGGUGGAUGAGGGAUGAUAUCUGACUGCAGACAAGUGAAUGCUUUUUGUUUAAUAAUAAAAUAAUGAUCUUGAAGUAGUACGGGCGGGUAAAAGUCUGAAACCUAGAUUUCCCGCGCAUUUUUUGUACGACAUGCUACAGCAGCAACAGCUACAGUAAGUAUAUAAACAGUCUGCACAAAAAUCACAUGGGAGGUGUCAUGAUAAUGAUGAUAUAGGAGAGUAGUGUCAAGGUGAUGACGGGCCGACAAGUUAAAACAAAAAAUAAAACUAGCGGACUGUUCCCUCCUUGAGGGAAAGUGUA